AUGACGAUUGUAACAAUGUUUGUGAAAGAUGCCAAUAUUUCUGACCUUUUUUCCUUAGACAUCUUAGGAAUAUCUGAUCCAGUCGAAGUAAAAUCACGAAAGGAAAAGGAAUUUCUUACGAAGAAAUAUUUUCAAGAGACUCUACGAAUCAAUGAUGAUGGGCGGUACGAAGUUGCCUUACCGUGGAAAGACGAUCAUUUGCCUCUCCCAACCAACAAAGAUAUAGCGAUAAGAAGACUUCAAGUCUCAACAAAAAAGCUGAAUUCAGAAAAAUUAUUUGAUACCUAUGAUGAUGUCUUUAAGCAAUGGACUGAAUUGAGAAUAAUAUAUGAUGUCACAGAUGUGCAUGAUUCCACACCAGCACUUUCUUCCUCACCGACCUGUAGUCAAGGAACAUGGUACUACCAAAAUAUUGAAAAGGCCUUUUUGCAAGUGAGCGUUCGGUUGGAAGAACGAAACUAUUUGAGAUUCUUCUGGUGGAAUGAUAGCGACUGUAAAGAAAUUAAGGUAAUGCAACACAACAGAUUGGUCUUUGGUGUAAAGAGCAGCCCUUUUCUUUUGGGAGCAGUUUUAGAUUAUCAUUUGGGAAAAUCUUUGAAUGAUGCCAGAUAUAAUCAAGAUUAUGUUAAGAUUCUUAUUUCGAGUUUCUAUGUUGAUAAUUUAGUAACGAGCUUAAAUGAUACAUGUGAUAUAUUACCCUUCAUUGAAACGUCUCAAGCCAUACUGAGUGAGGGAAAAUUCAAUUUGAGAGGCUGGCAGUACACUAAUGAUAAUGGUCCUGAACCAUUUACUUCUGUAUUAGGACUUUUAUGGGAUGAUAAAUCUGGACUGGUUAGACACCUAUAA
This is a messenger RNA of Stegodyphus dumicola, 846 nucleotides long. RefSeq lists its product as uncharacterized. The record is from RefSeq and is a predicted model, not a curated record. NCBI's taxonomy places the organism in Eukaryota, Metazoa, Arthropoda, Arachnida, Araneae, Eresidae.